Messenger RNA from Condylura cristata (star-nosed mole), 2552 nucleotides. RefSeq names its product ectonucleoside triphosphate diphosphohydrolase 5 (gene ENTPD5). NCBI's taxonomy places the organism in Eukaryota, Metazoa, Chordata, Mammalia, Eulipotyphla, Talpidae. The record is from RefSeq and is a predicted model, not a curated record. The coding region runs from base 317 to 1603 and encodes 428 amino acids. The transcript is spliced from 16 exons. Gene Ontology annotation, biological process: nucleoside diphosphate catabolic process. Gene Ontology annotation, molecular function: UDP phosphatase activity; GDP phosphatase activity. Gene Ontology annotation, cellular component: membrane.
AUAGAAAUGUGAAGUAUGUGGAAUAUCUUGACUAAAUCCUCAUGUGGACAAGAUGAUAAUAGUCACGGAAGCCAGCCAUCAUGUUGUGAAGACAUUCAAGUCCUCAUGGAAAGUCCACAUGGGAAGUACUGACUUCCUGCCAGUAGUCAAUACCAGCUUGCCAGCUUUUGAGUGAGUUAUUUAAAUUGAUCAACGUGACCAGCCUGCUUUCUGUAAGAAAAGAAUCAGCCAAAGGAGGUGAUUUAAGAUCCACUGCAGGUGUGUGAGCGGCACUGCUUCUGCCACAGGAGCCUAGACUCCACAUCUUUGGAAAAGAAUGGCCACUUCACGGGGGGUAGCCUUUUUCAUGCUGGUGGCAUCCUGUGUUUGCACCACUGUCUUCUACAGAGACCAGCAGACUUGGUUUGAAGGUGUCUUCCUGUCUUCUAUGUGUCCUGUCAAUGUCAGUGACAGCACCUUAUAUGGAAUUAUGUUUGAUGCAGGGAGUACUGGCACGCGAAUUCAUGUUUACACAUUUGUGCAGAAAAUACCAGGACAGCUUCCAAUUCUGGAGGGGGAAAUUUUUGAUUAUGUGAAGCCAGGACUUUCUGCAUUUGUAGAUCAACCUAAGCAGGGUGCUGCGACUGUUCAAGAACUCUUGGAGGUGGCCAAAGAUUCAAUCCCCCAAAGUCAUUGGAAAAGGACCCCAGUGGUUCUGAAGGCAACAGCAGGACUGCGCUUACUGCCAGAACAGAAAGCCCAGGCUCUACUUUUUGAGGUAAAACAGAUCUUCAUGAAGUCACCUUUCCUGGUACCGGAUGACAGUGUUAGCAUCAUGGAUGGAUCCUAUGAAGGCAUAUUAGCUUGGAUUACUGUGAAUUUUCUGACAGGUCAGCUACAUGGUCACAACCAGGAGACCGUGGGAACUCUGGACCUGGGGGGGGCCUCCACCCAAAUCACGUUCCUGCCUCAGUUUGAGAAAACUCUGGAACAAACCCCAAGCGACUACCUCACUUCCUUUGAGAUGUUUAACAGUACUUAUAAGCUCUACACACAUAGUUACUUGGGAUUUGGAUUGAAAGCUGCAAGACUAGCAACCCUGGGAGCCCUGGAGAUGGAAGGGAUUGAUGGACACACUUUCCGAAGUGCCUGCUUACCAAGAUGGUUGGAAGCAGAGUGGAUCUUUGGGGGUGUGAAAUACCAGUAUGGUGGCAACCAAAAAGGGGAGGCAGGCUUUGAGUCUUGCUAUGCUGAAGUGCUGAAGGUGGUCCAAGGCAAACUUCACCAGCCAGAGGAGAUCAAGAGGAGCUCCUUCUAUGCUUUCUCUUACUAUUAUGAUCGCGCUGUCGACACAGACUUGAUUGAUUAUGAAAAGGGGGGUGUUUUAAAAGUUGAAGAUUUUGAAAGAAAAGCAAGGGAAGUAUGUGAUAACUUGGAGAACUUCACCUCGGGCAGUCCUUUCCUGUGCAUGGACCUCAGUUACAUCACAGCCUUACUGAAAGAUGGCUUUGGCUUUGCAGACAGCACUGUCUUACAGCUUACAAAGAAAGUGAACAACAUAGAGACCGGCUGGGCCUUGGGGGCCACCUUUCACCUGCUGCAGUCUCUGGGCAUCUCCCUCUGAGGACUGCAUUUGCCAACUGCUUUUUUAAGGAGCGAGAACUCAAGUCAUGUUCUGUGCUCGUCUGGGGACAACCCAGACUGAAGCCCAGCAGCUGUCUUCAUUAGGCGGAAGCUUUUGCUUUGCCCUCAAAUCUAGAGAUCCAGAUUUAAUUUUACACAUUUAAUGUGAAUGUUACCUAGUAACUCUGUGUGCACAGCUUGUACCAGAGUCUAAAUCUUCGUAUUUUCUGUGUUCCUGUGUGUCAGAGAGCCAGAAGGAAUAGCUUUGGAACUUAACUUUAGACAGCCCAAGGGGGGGGGGGAGGUCCUGGCAACCAAAGAAAAUCUUUUCCACCCUUUGAGUGCCUCAUUGGAACGUCUUUCAUUUUCAUCUUACAUACUAAAGUUAGCUGAUUACAAUCCCAUAGCCUAUCUGUACUAGUAUUUUCCCUCCCUGCACACUACCCUGUUCCAUCUUUAUCUCUACCCAUCUCUCCUGAAAGAGGAAAAAAUCCAAACACCUGGUUUUUCCUUUCAUGUAUAAUUCAAGGGGAGCAAAUUGUAUGAACCUAGUUUGUACUAAGACCAGGCAGCGAGUCAUCCUAAACUUUAGCAGGCUGGAGAGCCUCUCCUGACUCUGAGAUGGCAACCAUCCAGUCUGGCGGGCUUUAGGAAGGGUGUGGCUCCCUGUGCGAGCACAGCUUUGUCCAUCAGCCUGGGACUAGCGCACACAGCCACACAUCCAGCCUCAGGAAUGUGUGCUCAGUACCAGAACCACCUCGUGGCUAGUGUCUAUAGAAACUUUUGUCACCCUAAACUUGUUUUCUUUGUAUUCCUUAGAAAAAUACAGCUGGACUGUGGCUUUUGGUCUCUUGCAGCUUGUAGCUUGAUCUGUCAGCUUGCCCCUUUAUUUGUAGCACUAGCUUUCCUGCCUUAGCCCCUGCUUGUCUUAAACAGCCGCCUCUAUUUGU